This is a messenger RNA of Dunckerocampus dactyliophorus (ringed pipefish), 666 nucleotides long. RefSeq lists its product as uncharacterized. The record is from RefSeq and is a predicted model, not a curated record. NCBI's taxonomy places the organism in Eukaryota, Metazoa, Chordata, Actinopteri, Syngnathiformes, Syngnathidae. Bases 1 to 666 code for a protein of 221 amino acids. The transcript has 5 exons.
AUGGCGCGUCGCUGUGUGUCAGAACUGCCAGUGCAGGUAGAUCAGACGCCACUUAGGCUUUUUAGCUUCAGUGGCUUUUGGAAAGAAACAACCGUGAACUGCGUACAGGCCGAGCCCACAUCCCCACACCCUUUCAGCCUGACAGCCGCUCAAUGGCAAGUGUCUGCCAGCAUGCCGGGGGGUGGGAGUGCUGCUUGGGAUUGUGCGGUGAAGGCAGGCUGUCCAUCCAGAGAGGGUCCAUGGAAGGUGGGGAAGUGUGGAGAGGGGGAAAGGAGCCUCCAGCUGCUCGGGAAUGGUACCUGGAGACCAGCCAGAGCAGCUAGGUGUUCCGCCUGGAGCACGCCCAGCGAGGCUCCAGGGGAGCAUUCUAUACUGAAUUCCCUGAAGUUGACCAGGGAAGUUCCACAAAAGACGCUUCGACAAAAAAGCGGCGCCUCGCAGCACUCCUCCAUGUUCUCCUCCAUCUGCCUCCUGUCCAUUGAUCAGCCUUCCAGGGCAUCAGUCUGUUUAACAUCUGCUACAAGUUGCAGCAGCUCAGGUAACUACGUGCACUGCUCUCCACCGCCUAUUGAUCUUCAUGUCCACCUGCAGGAACAUCUGUUUCAGCAUGUCCUUUGUCAGCGCCGACCGAGCGCCUUGUUUGCCUUUGCGUCUUGUCCACUUUGA